AUGGAGGAGGUAUACGUCGUCAAACACCUGCACGCAGCAUUGCUUGGGAGGCCGGCUAUCAGCAAGCUUGAGCUGGUGGCGUGGCUAGACAGCAUUAGCAUUGAGACUCUUAAAACGAGCUACCCGAAGCUGUGCAGUGGUUUGGGUGAGGUGCGCCAGCCAUACGCCAUUCGUCUCAAACCAGGGGCAGAGCCGUUUUCUCUCAAGACUCCCCGACGGAUUCCACUUCUGUUAAUGGGUAAAGUGAAGCAAGAGCUCUCACGCAUGGAAAGUCUUGGAGUAAUUAGCAGAGUGGAGGACCCGACAGACUGGUGCACUGGCAUCGUUGUUGUGCUGAAGAAGACAGGUGCAGUGCGCAUAUGCGUCGACCUCACAAAGCUAAACGAGUCAGUGUGCAGAGAAAAGUACAUACUUCCAUCUGUGAAAGAAACACUGGGAAAGCUGGCAGGUGUGCAAAUCUUCAGUAAGCUGGAUGCCAAUAUGGGGUUCUGGCAAAUACCCCUGACAGAAGAUUCUGCGAAGUACACAAUGUUUAUAACCCCCUUCGGUCAUUAUCAUUUUAACAGACUCCCGUUUGGAAUUGCUUCCACACCAGAGCAUUUCCAGAACAGAAUGGUGACUGAGGUCACUGAUGGUCUUCAAGGUGUCGUCUGCCACAUGGACGAUGUGCUCGUGUGGGGCCGGUCACAAGGAGAACAUGAUGGGCGACUGCAUGCCGUGCUAGAGAGGAUGCAAAAGGUGGGUAUCACGCUAAAUGUUGAAAAGUGUGACUUGUCAAAGCGGGUGAUAAACUUUUUGGGACAUGUAAUCUCCAGCAGCGGAAUCAGUCCAGACCCAAGGAAGACGGAAGCCAUUACAAAAAUGGAUGAGCCGAGAAAUGUGAGCGAGCUGAGGAGUUUUCUCGGCAUGGUCAACCAACUGGGGAAGUUUAUCCAGCAGCUGGCUGAGAGGGAUAAACCUCUGCGAGAUCUCCUCUCUAAGAAAAACUGCUUGGUGUGGGAUGUCGAACAGGUCCGAGCUUUUCAAAACUUGAAGGACACACUGACAAGCCCACCAGUGUUGGCGAUCUACGACCCGAACAGGGAGAUCAAGGUGUCAGCAGACGCUUCUUCUUAUGGCUUAGGUGGUGUUCUUCUCCAGGAGUGGGAGGAUGUGUGGAAGCCAGUGGCCUAUGUGUCGCGGUCACUCACACAGACAGAGCAGAGAUACGCGCAGGUGGAGAAGGAGGCGUUAGGACUUACCUGGGCCUGUGAGAGGUUCCGGAAUUUCCUGAUUGGCAAGCACUUUCUGUUAGAAACAGACCACAAACUACUACUGAGCCUUCUGGGGUCUCAGGCAUUGGAUGCCCUUCCCCCGCAUAUUCAGCAGUUCCGCAUGCGACUGAUGCGUUACUUGUACAAUAUUGCUAAUGUGCCAGGAAAGUGUAUCUGCACAGCCGAUGCAUUGUCACAAACUCCAGUGAAGAGUGGAGCGACACCGGAGGAAGAGGAUUUCCUUGAAGACACAAACAUCUAUGCAGACUCUGUUAUGAACAAUUUACCUGCAAGCUCUACUUACCUGGAGGAGUUGAGAGAACAGCUGAAAAGGGACAGUGUGUGUGCAAGAGUGAUGCAGCUAUGUGUGGAAGGCUGGCCAGCGCACAGCAUUACGGAACCAGCACUGAAAGCCUAUUGGGCAGACCGGGCAUUUCUCACUGUUCAGACAGGACUCCUGCUGAAGGGAACCAGGCUCGUCAUCUCGUCAGUGAUGAGAAACGACGUUCUUGCCAGACUGCAUGUCGGCCACCAGGGGGUGGUGAAGUGCAGAGAGCGUGCAAGACAGUCGGUGUGGUGGCCUGGCUUGAGUCAGCAGUUGAAUGAGCUGGUCCUCAAUUGCCGAAUGUGCUGUAAAGAGAGACAGAACAACAAAGAGCCCCUUAUGCCAUCACACUAUCCUGACAGACCAUGGCAGAGAUUGGGAGCUGACAUUUUCUCACUGGGAAGCAAGACUUACCUGCUGGUGGUGGAUUAUGCUUCCAGGUAUGUGGAGAUUGCUCAGCUUACCCCAUCUAGAUCAACUGAUGUCAUAGUCCAUCUGAAAUCCAUCUUCACCCACCAUGGCAUUCCAGAAAAACUGGUGACAGACAACGGGCCACAGCUCUCAGGGAUGACCUUUGCGGCGUUUGCAGAGUCGUAUGGCUUUUGCCAUGUGACAAGCAGCCCAUUAUUUCCUCAGAGUAAUGGAGAAGCAGAGCAUGCAGUCAAAACCAUCAAAGAGCUUCUGAGAAAAGAGGCUAACCCAUACUUAGCUCUGCUUUCUUAUAGGGCUACACCACUCCAGAACGGUUACAGUCCAUCACAGCUCCUAAUGGGGAGAAGACUUCGCACGACUGUGCCAACACUUCCUGCGCUGCUUGACCCUGCACUCCCUGACAGCCAGGCGGUAGCUCAAAAGGAAAAUCUAAAGCGAGCUAUGGAUGCAAAAUAUUACAACAGGCGUCACCGCACACACACCCUCACUGAUCUUUCACCUGGUCAAGAAGUGUGGGUGACAGAUAAAGGGACAUCGGGAAAGGUGAUCAGCAACCACACCACUCCGCGUUCCUAUCUCGUAGAUGCGCCACAUGGAACAGUGCAACGCAACCGGCAUCACCUGAUUCCCAUGCGUACAUCACCAGAACAGAACAGCAGAGGGGUGCAGGAGCAACCCUCUCGUGAUCUCUCGGAGGAAAGUUCUACAGAGCCACCUUUACAGACUGUUUCCAGUCCACCAUCUACUCCUAGAACAAGAUCGGGAAGAAUUGUGGUGAGACCAACAAGGUUGGACCUGUAA
This is a messenger RNA of Neoarius graeffei (lesser salmon catfish), 2811 nucleotides long. RefSeq lists its product as uncharacterized. The coding region runs from base 1 to 2811 and encodes 936 amino acids. The transcript has a single exon. Lineage: Eukaryota; Metazoa; Chordata; Actinopteri; Siluriformes; Ariidae. The record is from RefSeq and is a predicted model, not a curated record. Gene Ontology annotation, biological process: DNA integration. Gene Ontology annotation, molecular function: nucleic acid binding.